AUGUCAAAUCCUGAAAACAGCACAUUUUACCUGCAAUCCCAGAAGGGCCGUAUAACCAUUGCCAACUCGAACUCAGGGGAGUUUAACCUGCCUGAGAUUGAACCGUUACUCUUGGAUGACGAGGUGUUACCAAGAGCACCUUCAAGCCCAUCUUUCAGAGUGUUGGGUGUUAAUAUGCGCAUAGUGGAUAACAAGAAAGUUCACAACACCGGCAGGUACAAGAACACCAACUUGAUUGUGCGCCGAAACAAAGAGUUCAUCAUCGAUAUCAGAUUUGACCGUCCUUUCAAUAUAAUGGAAGACACCGUGGAGGUUGAGUUUUUGAUUGGCAGUUCACCUGAUGUAAACAGGGGCACCUACAUCACUGUGUCCUUUGGAAAAGAUAAAGGUGACAUGAUCUGGAGGUGCCGUGUACUAAACACAAAUGGCAAUGAGGUGACAGUGGGCAUCACACCAGACACCGGCUGCAUCGUGGGCCGCUUUCGCACUUUUGUGGCUAUUGUGAGGGGAUUAGCAAAACAGCGCACCCCGAAGAACCCUGACACAGACGUUUAUGUGCUGUUCAAUCCUUGGGACUCUGCGGAUCAAGUGUAUAUGUCUAAAGAAAGCGACAGGCAGGAGUAUGUUCUGAAUGAUGUGGGAGUCAUCUUCAAUGGAGAAAUAAACAACAUGUCCUCCCGCCCAUGGAACUAUGGGCAGUUUGAAAAAGGAGUUCUGGAUGCCUGCCUUCUGGUUCUGGAUUCUGGCAAAGUACCGCUAGUAUAUCGUGGAAAUGUGACUGAAGUAGUCCGGCAGGGCUCAGCCCUGAUGAACUCUCAGGAUGAUGAUGGCGUUCUGGUUGGAAACUGGAGUGGAGAUUACGCCAUUGGCACAUCACCCACUGCCUGGACCGGAAGUCCUGAAAUCCUGCUCAAAUAUGCCAGAGAAGAUGCAGUGCCGGUUUGUUUUGCCCAGUGCUGGGUAUAUGCUGGUGUGAUGAAUACUUUUCUGCGCUGUCUGGGGAUACCGGCGAGGGUCAUCACCAACUACAACUCCGCUCACGACAACAACGGCAACCUGAAGACAGACAUCAUGCUGGAUGAAGACGGGAAAGUGAACAGAUCUCGAACAAGAGAUUCAGUCUGGAACUAUCACUGCUGGAAUGAGGUGUACAUGAAAAGAACUGAUCUGCCACAGAAAUUCUCUGGCUGGCAGGUGGUUGACAGCACCCCUCAGGAGACCAGUGAUGGUCUUUAUCGCUGUGGUCCGACAUCAGUCACUGCCAUAAAAGAAGGAGAACUGAGCUACCCAUUUGAUGGGAAGUUUGUGUUUGCAGAGUUGAACAGUGAUGUGGUUUACCAUCAGAUUGAUAAGUAUGGAAAAACCAAGAUCCUCCAUGUGGACACUACCUAUGUGGGAAAACGCGUCGUGACUAAAUUAAUUAACAGUAAUCAAUAUGAAGACGUCACUUCUACCUACAAGUAUCCAGAGGGAAGCAAGAGUGACAAGCAGGCCAUGCAGAUGGCUGAGAGCCGUGGUGUUCCUUCAAGAGAAUACGACGAUCCUGGUGAAGCUGGGGUGGACAUCCAACUCCAAGCCAAUACUAUCAAAGUGGGUGAAGACUUCAAGCUCACCAUGCACAUUAAUAACCAGACCAGUAAACGCUGCACCAUCAAUGCCACCAUCACUGGCUCUGUGGUAUUUUACACCGGGGUUACUAGCACCACCGUCAAGCAGGAAACCAGACAAGCUACUGUUGAGGCUUGGAAAACUGAGAACCUGCUGAUAGACGUCCGAGCUACGGAGUACAUGGCCCAUCUGGUGGAGCAAUCCAAUCUGCUGUUUGUCGUGAACGGUAGAAUUCAGGAAACAGGCGUGACCCUCACCAGAAUGAGAGUUGUCACCCUUCGCCCUCCCGAGCUCACCAUACUGGUGAGCGGAAGUCCCCAGGUGGGCAAAGAUUUCACCGUCAUUGUGGAAUUCCGGAAUCUCUUUAAUUUCGCCCUGGAAGACGUUCAGUUACGCCUUGACUCACCCGGUCUGAUACAGACCAAAUUCAAGUCCUACAAACAAAUUUUACCUGGUGGCGUAUUGCAAUAUACAGAGUCCAUCACCCCUUUGAAUCCUGGCAAGAGGGUGUUGAUAGCAGGUCUGGACUGCGCUCGUUUGAGACAGGUCACCAAUCAGCUGGAAAUCGACAUACUUGCAGUCUGA
This is a messenger RNA of Triplophysa dalaica, 2193 nucleotides long. Its product is annotated as coagulation factor XIII A chain-like. Gene Ontology annotation, biological process: blood coagulation, fibrin clot formation; peptide cross-linking. The record is from RefSeq and is a predicted model, not a curated record. NCBI's taxonomy places the organism in Eukaryota, Metazoa, Chordata, Actinopteri, Cypriniformes, Nemacheilidae. Bases 1 to 2193 code for a protein of 730 amino acids. The transcript is spliced from 14 exons. Gene Ontology annotation, molecular function: protein-glutamine gamma-glutamyltransferase activity.